GGUGUUUGAUGUUGUUCUGCCUGUGUGAUUGGUCAGGGCUUGGCGGAGAUGGACUGUGCUGUGUGCUCAGUGCCGUCGCUGGGCUCUAGGUUUAGAUCUAUAAACUGUAAUUUGGGGUUUCUGAGCCCAACACUGUACUUUUCCUCUCAGAAUGAAAAGCAUCUUCGUGCUAUACUGAGCUUCGAUAAUUAGACAGUGUGAGUUGGUGUGUGUGAGAAAGAGCAAGGCGGAGCAGCGCGUCUGUUUGGUACGGCUUACAGAGCUUCAGGACUUUUCCCAUCAGGGAGGAGAAGGGCUGAGAACGAAGAACACAGGAGGGAGAGGAUUGAGCGAUGGAUAGAUGGAUGUAUGGAUGGAUGGAUUAGCAGCUUAAGGAAGCUCCUGGUGUGUUUGAUUAGCUCGGGCUCACCUGGGGUUUUGCAACAAGCACAACAACCUGUGAUGGAUGAGUUUAAGGACGCGCUGGCUUUCUGUUGGCUAAUUAGUUUCGGGUCAGUGUGUGUUUUGGAGCUGUGUUUGUGUUGUAAGCCCGGUCGAUCUCUCUCGCAGGCGUCACACACACACACACACACACACACACACACACACACACUCUAAGCUGGGCUGAACAGGGACGGCCCCGGCCUCAUCACUCCUCUCCACGGAAUCAGGACGUUACAGCACGGCUUCCAUUCCAGUAUGUAUUCUUAGAAUCCUCCACAUGCUGAAGACUGAGUCAUUCAGGGUCAUGGGACUGAAACAUACAUGACUAACAUCGCACACUGGGCGGUGUUGCUCUAUCUGGACACUUGUCACUGGAUCAUAUUCUACCUCAUCCUCUGAUCUAGAAGAUACAUCUCGGCCUGGAAGCUUUUAGAAACCUCCUGAAGGCUUUGAGGACUCUGGCAUGGAAAACGUGAGCAUGUUCUGUUUGGAAUAAGUUCGAACACCAAGUCUCCAGACCAAAGCUGACCUGUUUGGACCAGAACCACAAAGGCUUGUGGAUUAAAUCUGGCUAUAGAUGGGGAAUAUAGGCUGGAGAAACCAGCCAGCCACAGAGGCGACUGAUCCGGGGCUGGAAAUACAGCAGGAUGCAGACUCCCAGAGGUCACACCUCUCCUCCUUCACCAUGAAGCUGAUGGAUAAGUUCCAUUCCCCCAAGAUCAAGCGCACGCCUUCCAAGAAGGGCAAGCAGCACCCGCCGGAGCCGGCCGUCAAAAGCACGGAGAAACCAGUCAACAGGAAGGUGAGCCGAUUGGAGGAGCAGGAGAAGGAGGUGGUGAGCGCGCUGCGGUAUUUUAAAACCAUCGUGGACAAAAUGGCAGUGGAUUCCAAAGUGCUGCAGAUGCUGCCAGGAUCCGCCAGCAAAGUUCUGGAGGCCAUUCUGCCUCUCGUGCAGGUGGAGGCAAGAGUCCAACACAGCUCGGCCAUAUCCUCCUGUCAUAAUCGAGUGUAUCAGAGUUUGGCUAAUCUCAUCCGCUGGUCUGACCAGGUGAUGCUGGAAGGCAUCGACCUUGACGACAAGGACACUGUGACAACCGUUACCACGGUGAUAAAGGCGGUGCUGGAUGGUGUGAAGGAGUUGGUGAAACUGACUAUAGAGAAGCAAGAGCAGCCAUCCCCGACAUCUCCCAGCAAGCCAGUGCCCCCUGUGGCCAAACCCGAGAGUGAGUGUGAAAUGCCUCUAACGGAGCGGGAGAAGGAAAUCUUGAACAAGACCACGCCUAUUGCCACUCCCACAGACAGUUUGACGGACAUUUCCGAGGAGGAAGUGGCUCCGCCCAAGCCUCCGCUUCCGGGGCUGAAGUUAGCAGAACACAGGAGCAGGAUGCAGUUGUGCUCCGAUCCUGUUGCCGGGCAGUGGAGGGCGGCGGUGAUGGAAACCCCACCCGCUCUGCCUCCAAAGAAGCGCCAGUCCGCGCAUUCUCCCCCCCGAGUUGCCAUCGUGGCGCCCAUGAGCAGGACCAACUGUGGCCUCAACCUGCCACCCGGAGCUCUUAAACAGCAGCAGGAGUACGAAGUGGACCUCCACCACAGACGCUUUUCUGGCGGCAGCCAGUCAUACGGUGGGGAUUCGCCCCGCCUCUCACCCUGCAGCAGCAUGGGAAAGCUGAGCAAGUCGGACGAGCAGCUUUCAUCCCUGGAGAGAGACAGCGGCCAGUGCUCACGCAACACCAGCUGCGAAACGCUCGAUAACACAGAAGGAUACGAUCCUGACUACGACUUCCUUCAUCAGGAUCUCUCCGUGUCCGAGCCUUUACCGUUUCCCACAGUUCACAGCGGCUGCCUGAGCCCUCUCCCAGAAAGCCUCAGUGAGUCUCCGUCCCCAGGCCCCACCCACCCCCGCUUCAGUGCCCCCCUGACCAGUCAGAGCUCUCUGGAUCACUGGACUCCGCCCUCCGCUGCUGGAGCGUCCAAUGGGGAGCAGCCCCCCGCCCUGCCGCAGAAGAAGCGGCGCUCAGCUCCGAUCCUGUCAACCUGUCCGCUGUACGAGCGGCUUCCCUCGCACUACGACAACUUGCAAGAGGAGGACACGCCCACACCGCCGUUUCCAUUGGUGACACCCGUGUCUCCUGGGCCACAGUGCAACGGGAGCGAAGCCCAGACUCCGAGCGUCUUCAGUGACAGCCCACCACCUCUACCGGAGAAAAAGAGCAAAACCAUCCUGCAGUACAUGCAGUUUGUGGAGGAUUACUCGGAGCCACAGCCGUCUGUCUUCUACCAGACCCCUCAGAGCGAGCGCAUCUACGAGCAGCGGCGGAACAAACACUUCCAGGAGGUUUACGGCAUCCACGAGUCUUACAGCAGCUCGGAUUCAGUCCACGAGCCCGCACCACCCCCCGCCCUGCCCCCGAAACAGAGACAGCUGGCGUCUCACUCGUCCUCUCCUUCCUCCUCUUCCUCCUCUUCCCUUUCUCUUCUCCCUCCAUCCACUGGUGUUCCGGAGGAGGCGGAGUCUGCUCUUGGUCUCAGCCUGUCUGUGUCUAACUCCUUCCUUAGUGGCCACGCCUCUCUGACCACACCCAUGAGCGAGAGUGCCAAUGAUGAAGGUGGAGAGGGAGAGUAUGUGAACCUGUACUCCACCACUCAGGCCAACGGAGACACUACACACCACUCGGACACACCCGAACACUGUGAUGAUGUCGUUAUUCAGGACCCUGCCCCCCACAUACCCCCGUCCAAUAGCAAGGAGGCUUUAGCCAAAGACAGGUUGAAGUCGACAGACUCGGACCACGUUAAAGAGGACGUUGAUGAACUGACUCUCGUGGAUCACAAAGAGAUCAUGAAUCGCAUCACUCUUAAAGCAGAGGGCGAUGAUGGGCCUGAUGUUAGAGCCGGCUCCAGCGACAUUCUGUUAGUCCACGCCACCGAAACGGAUCGCAAAGAUUUGGUGUUGUACUGUGAAGCUUUUCUGACUACAUACAGAACCUUCAUCACACCUGAAGACCUCAUCAAGAAACUACACUACAGAUACACUCACUUCUGCCACAGUCCAGACACGUUUAAGAAGCGCGUCAGUAAGAACACGUUCUUCGUGCUGGUGAGGGUGGUGGACGAGCUCUGUCUGGUGGAGCUGACGGAGGACAUCCUGAGGCAGCUGAUGGAGCUGGUGUUCCGGCUGGUGUGUAACGGAGAACUCAGCCUGGCUCGGGUUCUCCGCAAGAACAUUCUAGAUAAAGUGGAACAGAAGAGACUACUGCGACACACACACAUCCUCAAACCGCUCGCCGCACGAGGGGUCUCGGCCAGACCCGGAACGCUGCAUGACUUCCGGAGCCAUGAGAUCGCCGACCAGCUCACGCUUCUGGACGCUGAACUCUUCUACAAGAUCGAGAUUCCAGAGGUACUUCUGUGGGCGAAGGAGCAGAAUGAGGAGAAGAGUCCCAAUCUGACUCAGUUUACAGAGCACUUUAACAACAUGAGCUACUGGGUGCGCUCUAUAAUCAUCCAGCAGGAGAAAGCUCAGGACAGGGAGAAGCUUCUGCUGAAGUUCAUUAAGAUCAUGAAGCACCUGAGGAAGCUGAAUAACUUCAACUCGUAUUUGGCCAUUCUGUCGGCUCUGGACUCUGCACCCAUCAGGAGGCUUGAGUGGCAGAAGCAGACAUCAGAGGGUUUGGAGGAAUACUGCACGCUGAUCGACAGCUCAUCCUCUUUCCGAGCGUACAGAGCAGCGUUAGCUGAUGUGGAGCCUCCCUGCAUCCCGUACCUGGGGUUGAUCCUGCAGGACCUGACGUUCGUCCACCUGGGGAACCCAGACCUGAUUGAUGGAAAGGUGAAUUUCUCCAAGCGCUGGCAGCAGUUCAACAUCCUGGACAGCAUGAGACGCUUCCAGCAAGUGCACUACGAGCUGAAACGGAACGAGGACAUCAUCUCCUUCUUCAACGACUUCAGCGAUCACCUCGCCGAGGAGGCGCUGUGGGAGCUCUCGUUAAAGAUCAAGCCGCGGAACAUCACGCGCCGCAAGACGGAGCGCGAGGAGAAAACUUAGAGGGAGAAUGGUAUGCUAGAACCUUUUUGAGAACUGAGAGAAUAGCAGCUAGAGAAAACUUUUCAGUGGACAUACAAAUUAAACCUUAAAAGGACUUAAAAAGACUGAUGCAAAUGCAAUAUUCUUUCCCAAGAGGAGAAGCUGAACCCAAUACAGAUAUAUGCACACACGCACAGUGUAAGACCUAACUUGUAUAUGCGCAUUAUUUGUGUGUUUGUGAGUGGAACAUGCAGGAGUUUGGGAGGGUUCAGUCAACCUCGAUCACUGUGUCUGCAUCAGCGAUGAACGCUUGCACUCAUACAGACUCAAACCAGUGGACUUAAAACGCCCCGAACGGACAGAACGUUUUCCCUGUCGGACGACUGCUGGGAUUCGGGACUUCUUGUUCGAUAUAAUGCAACGAGAAAUGAGGAAAGACUUUGAACUCAUGUGGGAGAGACUGAGCCUUUGGGUUAAACUGGAUUCUGUUUUUUCCGCCCGUCUAAAUCUCCAGACUCCGGCCCCGUGGCCGCCGGUCUCACCAGCUUUGGACUUGCGUUUGGUGACGUUCACUGAAGUGCUCAAUGUCGUCAUGACAAAUCGGCAAGGCUGUGUGGCUGCAAGCGCUAAAGGGAGGGCACUUCAGCGCGACUCACUUCCGUGGUUGACAUUGACGCCCAAAAUCUGUGCAACAUUAACCUGAGCUACUAAUUCUGAAGUCUGACCAACAGGAACGGGGCGAAUUAGACCCGUCUGCCCUGCGGACUUUCUCAGUAACGUCCAAGUCCGGAGAUUUAGAUCUGGCAUUUGUGUUUGUGUGCGUGCGCGAGUGACCUCCGAUGACCGCUUACCGUCCCCUCAGCAUCAGUGUGCAAGACUGGACUGUGAUGUCUCAAGGGGGUCUGGGAUGGCUCAAAGUUGCCAGGCAACACUUUUGAGUGACAGUUGGGGUGUUUUUAAUUCCUUCGUGUAUGAUAACGUUAUGUAUGAUAAGUGUAUGAUGAUGUACAGCUCCGAUGUUUAUUCUCUGCAUAUAUAGUUAAGCAGUUAUGAGGAGAGAACAGUUUUUGUUUUUUUGUAUCUCAAACCAAACAAUUUAUGCACUAAAAAAAAUGAGAAAACAACAACAAAAAGCAAAAACACUAGGACUGACGAUGCUGUGAUCUCUGUAAACGUGUUCCAGUGCCAGUAUGUGUGUGUGUGAGUCGUCUAGUGUCGUCUGUGAAUGAUGUUGCUGAGAGAACCUGAGGUUGCGUGUGUGUGUGUGUUGUGGUGUGCUGAAGUGUGUGUGUGUGUUGUGGUGUGCUGAAGUGUGUGUGUGUGUGUGUGUGUUGUGGCGUUGCUGUUUACUGACUCCUGGGAAAUUCUUUUGUGUUACACUCAUCACAUAUUGUGCUUUCAUCCACCAAUAAAAACUGCUCUUUCUAUAUAUGUA
Molecule: messenger RNA, 5882 nt
Organism: Colossoma macropomum (tambaqui)
Lineage: Eukaryota; Metazoa; Chordata; Actinopteri; Characiformes; Serrasalmidae
Gene: rapgef1b
Product: Rap guanine nucleotide exchange factor (GEF) 1b
Exons: 26
Coding region: 1001-4468 (1155 amino acids)
Biological process (GO): Ras protein signal transduction; positive regulation of GTPase activity
Cellular component (GO): plasma membrane
Molecular function (GO): guanyl-nucleotide exchange factor activity
Source: RefSeq, a predicted model, not a curated record